Messenger RNA from Rhinolophus ferrumequinum (greater horseshoe bat), 810 nucleotides. RefSeq names its product DAZ-associated protein 2-like. The record is from RefSeq and is a predicted model, not a curated record. Lineage: Eukaryota; Metazoa; Chordata; Mammalia; Chiroptera; Rhinolophidae.
AUGCGGAGCACAGAACAGGCAGAAGAUGGCACCAGGGGACGUCUACAGAGGCAGCAGAGGAAGAGAACCUCGAAAAGAGGUGAAAAAGGAACGGUCAGAAAGAUGAGAGAAUCAGGAAAGAAUGGCAGUGUGGAAGCCAUGAGAAUAGACAGUGUGCAGGAGGGAGUGAUCAGCAGUGUUAGGUAUCAGGCAGGGCAGAGCAGGGCAGGAACAUCCACCACAGUUGUCAAUAUGGCGAAAACAGCCACCAGGAACAGCAAAGGUCAGUGUCCGACACAGCCAGCCUUUCCUGCACAGCCUCCUGGGAAUGUAGUGUGCCCUCAGACCUUGCCACCUGCCUCCUCAGAGCUCUAUCCCCUGUCUGUGGUUGUUGGCCCUGUAGGUUCCACAGUCCCCAUGGCUUAUUGUCCAUUUGGCCUCUGUUCACCUGGCUCAGCAGUGCUGGUGGAAGGAGGGUAUGGUGGAGUGCCAGGUUUGGAGUGGGGGCAGCACUGGCAGCAUUCCUCUCCACCCCAGAACGUCCUCCAGGGCUGCUCAGCUUGCAGUCAUGCAGGAGCCAGUGUCCCCGUGACUCAGCGGGCGGGAAACUCCUUCAUGGGUGGCUCAGAUGGUGGCUGUGCCAUCUGGUGAGGAACCAAGGCCACCUCUGUGCAAGGAAAGACAUCAUGUAACUUCAGCGCUUCUCAGUAAAUGCUUUAGCCACAUUAACCUGAAGUUGUAAUUCACACCCAUAUUGGGUAUCUUCCUGAUGCCCAGACCUUUAGGCACUUUUCAUGUAAUGGGUAGAAGUACCUCCCUAAAGCAUUUUGA